AUGAAACGCGAAGCAUUUUUACAAGUUGUGUCUAAAGAAUCAAUUGAAGACUUCUUGCAUUAUACUCAGAAUCCUAAAAAUACAUUUGAUCCUUUUGACUUGAAUGAACUACUUCAAGAAUUGCCAAGAAAGCAAAAAGAAGUACUAUGGGAGAGAUUGACGCAACUAUUGACAGAGACUUUGAUGGAGAACCCUGUGGAAACAUGGCAGAGGAUUGAAGAUGGUGAAAUUAAUGAUAACAUGGAAGUUGAGAUAGUUCCAGAAAUGAAACAAACUGUAGCUGUGAUCCAAGGAGUGACAGCUGUAGUUACUGCCUCCAUACCUGCAGUGGAUGAAACUGUAAACUACAAAGCUCUUCUAGAAUGUGUUUUUAUAUUAAAUGGUAUUCUUCCUGCAUUACCUGAAUCUGAAAAAAUCCUACAGGGUGCUAUCCAGCGUGUAUGUGAAAUGUGGUGGGAGAAAGGACUGGAAGGGAAGGAGCAGCUAGGGAAGACUGUAUUUAUCAUUCUGUUAAGAAGAAGCCUGAAUAAAGCUGCUACGGGUGCAGAUGUAGUUCGUCUAUGGAAUCUACAUCAGAUGUUACUUUGUUUUGAUUAUGAUUCAGAGGAGAGUAAUGAAGUCAAGGACUUGUUGCUUCAGUGUUUUAUGAGUGUAAAACACAUUAAAAAAGAAGAGGGAAGAAGAUUCUUGAGCUUUUUGUUCAGCUGGAAUGUAAACUUCAUUAAAAUGAUACAUGGAACUGUUAAAAACCAAUUACAAUUUUUUCCAAGAUUCUUGAUGGAAUACGUUUCAGAAGUUUACUUCAGGGCCUGGAAGAAAGUGUCAGGAGAAUUCUUAGAGAUACUUGAACAUAACUGCAUUCAGGAUUUCAUGCAUCAUGGAAUUCAUCUUCCCAGAAGUUCUGCUGUUCAUUCUAAAGUUAGAGAGAUGCUCAGUUAUUUUCAUAAACAAAGUAAAGUUCGUCAAGGAGUUGAAGAAAUGCUCUACAGAUUGUAUCAACCUAUCCUUUGGAGAGCACUGAAGGCCAGAAACUCAGAAGUUCGAUCAAAUGCAGCAUUUUUGUUUGUUGAUGCUUUUCCUGUUCGUGAUCCUAGUUUUAACACUGAAGAGAUGGACAAUGAAAUUCAGAAACAGUUUGAAGAACUUUUUAGUAUCUUAGAAGAUCCUCAUCCAGUUGUUCGCUCUACAGGGAUACUUGGAGUUACUCAGAUAACAUCCAAAUACUGGGAGAUGAUUCCUCCAGCAAUUCUUGCUGAUCUUUUAAAAAAACUAAUUGGAGAGCUGUCAUGUGAUGUAACAUCUGCUGAUGUUCGAUGCUCUGUUUUUAAAUGCCUACCGAUAAUUUUGGACAACAAACUAAGUCAUCCAUUACUGGAACAGCUCCUGCCAGCAGUCAAACACAGUCUUCAUGACAAUUCAGAGAAAGUGCGAGUGGCUUUUGUUGAUAUGUUGCUGAAAGUUAAGGCUACCAAGGCUGCUAAGUUCUGGAAAAUCUGUCCCAUGGAGCAUCUUCUGACUCGUCUUGAAGUUGAUUCACGGCCUGUGUCACGACGCAUAGUGGAUCUCUUAUUCAACUCUUUCUUUCCCAUUAACCAACCUGAGGAUGUGUGGUGUGAGCGCUGUGUUACUCUAAUCCAGAUGAAUGCAGCAGCAGCUAGAAAGUUCUAUCAGUAUGCUUAUGAAUAUACUGCCCCCACCAAUAUAGCUAAAUUGAUGCUUACUAUUCGGCGCUGCUUGAAUGCCUGCAUCCAGAAAGCAAUGAAAGAGAGUCUUCAUGAUAGUGAUGAUGAUGAUGAUGAAAGUGAAAAGGAGAAUACAAGUGUAUUGAAUAAUGUGUUGUCAACACAUGAUGUGGCCAGCAUGGCAAGUUUGUUGGAGAUUACUGUAAUUCUCUGGAGUAGUAUUCACAAAGCACUAGAUCACAAUGAAGAUGCCAAAGAUUAUGCUAUCAGAAAAUUUGCUUCUGUACUUCCUGAAUAUUUUAAAGUAUUUAAGGAUGAGCGUUGCACGACUCCAUUGGUUAUUCUGGCAUCCUUUAUGCCCCCUGCUGCUAUUCCUACAUUCAGCUGUGGUGUGAUCUCCAGACUCAGAAAUAUUGACAAUGGAGCUGACCAAAGCAAAUAUUCUACCCUGAUAGACUGCCUGUGUCGCUGGGGUCAAGUGGGACAUAUUAUGGAAUUAGCCUGUGAUUGGUUGUCUGACACGCUAAUCCCAAGAAAGAGUAUUAAAACAUCUGAACGACGAGUACGUAUCCAUGUAACACAUGAAUCGAAGCCAGAAUUAGCAAUUGAUUACAUUGAAUAUUUAUUGACUCAUCCUGUUAAUCGUGGUUGCCUACUCUCUGUUCCUAAAAAGAAACUGAAGAAGCUUUUGAAAAUUCUCAGUGCUGCGAAGGUAGUUCUUGGCUCAAUUCUGAAAGCAGAUGAUGGAGAUUCUGGUAGCUGCAAUCAAGCAACUGGCCUAAGAGCCUUCAGCCUCUUUUGCAGGUUGAGUAUUCAUCUUCAGAACAAGUUUUCUGAAGAAGGAAAAGAUUGCCUCUCAAUUCUGAAGGAGACAGGUGCUUGGAUAGAAAGUCAAGUUGUACCUUUUAUACUGGCAAGUGAUCAAGAGGAUGGCAUUUCAAAACACAGUAAUGUUUCUGAAUUAAUUAUGCAGGCCUACCUGACAGUAUGUAAAGAUGUCAUAAUGGUUGGCCUUGGAAGUCUCACAUUUCAAGCACACCUUUUAGAUAUGGCUCUUUCAGUUAUACAAACAGAGAGAGGUGGCUUUUGUGCUCCAGUGUUACUGUACGCUCUAAAAGAAAUUAUUGAAGCUUCUUUAACUCAGAAUAUGGAGACAGAUGAAGUGGCAAAUCUUUUCCAUGCUGUACAGACCGUCUUCCAGAAAGUUUUAGAAUGUGUUGCAUGUAGACUCAAGAAGCAGCAGGAAGAAGGGAUUCAGUUGAUUCACUCUAUUCAAAUGCCUCUUGGAGAAUUCAUACAUGCAGUCCAGUGCUGGAAUUCAUCUUGCCCAGCAGUUCACCAGGGUGUAUUCUCUACUCUCCUGGCUGCAUUAGUAGCAGAGAUAAAUUAUGUGCUGCAGAAGGCUUCCAGUGAAAAAGACUUAACUAUACCAAGGACUAUUUCAGACCUUCCUCCUCUUUCAGGGAGUUUAAUGGCCAUAAUUAUGAAGUCAGUUAAUGUUGUCAGGUCAUUUUUAAAUGAAUUAAUGGAAUGCAUUCUCUCUGAAGAAAUUGAAGGAAUUUUUAGUCUAACAGCUACUGUCUGCAUUGUGAUUAUAAUUAAAGGUAAGCACAAAACUUCACUUCUAAAGGAUAUUGCACCUGCCAUUCAAAGGAAGCUGAUAUCAUGCAAGGAUGCCGUCACAGAAGAAUCUAGCAGCACUGAAAGAAUCCUGUAUGAAUCAUCUCUGAAAAUUUUGGAUGAAUUUUUGAGUCCUUGACCACGGAGAAGCUUUUGUCAUGAAAAUCAAGGGAAGGAAGAUGUAUUGUUUUUCA
Gavia stellata (red-throated loon) is the source of this 3496-nucleotide messenger RNA. It is a transcript of the gene NCAPG2, whose product is annotated as non-SMC condensin II complex subunit G2. Lineage: Eukaryota; Metazoa; Chordata; Aves; Gaviiformes; Gaviidae. Gene Ontology annotation, cellular component: nucleus; condensin complex. The transcript has 27 exons. Gene Ontology annotation, biological process: mitotic sister chromatid segregation. The record is from RefSeq and is a predicted model, not a curated record. Bases 1 to 3441 code for a protein of 1146 amino acids.